Diatraea saccharalis (sugarcane borer) is the source of this 3327-nucleotide messenger RNA. Lineage: Eukaryota; Metazoa; Arthropoda; Insecta; Lepidoptera; Crambidae. The record is from the annotation of a GenBank genome assembly.
AUGCAAGAAUAUGGUGGCGGUGGUUCGAGCAAAACGAACGAGUACCGCGACGGGGAAGGCAGGGAGAGGAGUGGGCACCAAGAGGGCUACCAGCAGUCUGGACAAUACGCAGUGAUCCAGUCCAAGAACUAUGGGUGUUCCAGUAAGGAUUUAUCUGAUCAAAACAUGGCAACUUAUUGUAGAGUUGCCACUGGUAUUUACGAAGCAUCUGCAUCUAGCCAACAAUACCAAAAUUCAAGAUAUGAAAACCAAUCUGCUCCUACCUUUAGUUCCCCUCCGAACUCCCCCCUGAUCGGCUUGGUCUUCGAUCCAUCAUCGCCAAAUUACGGAGGCUCUUCUGUAGCUGGUGAACGAAACCUGAACAAUGAUCGGCGCUCACAGAACUCAUGGUCAGUUUCUAAUCAAGAACCUAUUGGAACAGGAGCCAAAAAGAAAAUUAUUAAAAGUCAGGACAAACGCAACAACUAUUGUUCUGACUCACAUUACCAUGAUAAGUACAAAGACGCAGGUGUAGAAACUGACCGUCAGCGAAAGGAUAGAAACUUAGCUGCAGAAUCCACAUCCAGUCUUGAUUUCUUCGUUGAAGGAGAAAGAAUGGUAUCGGAACUUUGCAACAUACCUGAUACUACUACCAGAAGUGAUAUCGCUCAAAAGUCAUUCCAAAAAUCUAGCAACCAAGACGAUGAUAAAGGCAAAGUUAAUACAUCCACUGAGACAUUUAUGACAAUCUUGGAUAAAAUAGUAAUUCAUGAUCAAAUUCCCAAUCAAAUAGUUCAACUAGCGAUUGAAGCUUGCACUGACGCUGAAAAUAUUGCUAUUGCACAUCACAACAGACCUUGUUUUAAGAAUAUACAUUCUAUUUGCGCUAAAACUAGAUCUAAUGUACAAAAACCAGACAGCGCUGUAGCCAAUUUACAUUCUCAGGGAAUCCCAUGGGUUAUUAAAAAUUUUAUAUUCUCUUUCGUCAGAAUAUUAGACGGAUGGAAAGGAGUAAAAGAAUUGCUCAGUGAAAAACAUGACACAUUUUCUAGAAUAGAAAAUAAAUAUUACAGCCCGAAUAUAAGGGACUGUUUCGUGCAGUGGCAAGCUGUUACAAAAGAAAUGCUCACACAUAUUUAUAAGACUUUUAAAUGUCUCGAUCACGGUUUUACUAUGGAACAAAAGAGUUUUACUCAUAACUAUUAUGCUACAAAUACUUCAGCGCCACGGCACCAAAACCAAAAUAAAUUUCAAGCAACUAAAUCUCAUGUUAGUACUCCUAGACAAGUGAAUGCAUCACCGCAAACUUUUAAUGCAGUUCAGCUUCCAUGGGUACAAAGUCAAAAUCAAUCAACACAAAAUUUCAAUGACAACCCAUGGCCACCUAGAUCUGGUAUAAGUUAUAAGAAAUUUCCUGUUGUUCCGCCACCAAACUCGCAUAACUUUUAUUCGCUGAAUGAUCAAAAUGAUAUUGACAAUUUUCAAAAAACUUCAUACAAAUGUGACCCUUGUAGUAUCCGUGAAGCAAAACCUCGACAAUCUUGGACGAUUACAAAUGUUCCUGACUUUCGGACUUUAGAAGGUAUGUGUCAUUCUGAACAAAGAGAACUUUAUACUCAGUUAAAACACAAAAUGGAUGCGGAAUUGGGAAAAGCUCCUGGUCAACCCAUCAUUGGAAAUUCACAAUGUGAUUUGUUGCAAAGAAGGGAAAUGGAGCUAAAAGCAAAAAUGAUACCUCUCAGCCAUGUCGAGAAAAGACUAAUACCAAGUAUGGCGGCUACUGCUGAAAUGAGAGGAUGUUACAUGCAAAAAAAUAAUAGUUGUGGUGAUACUAAAGAAGAGGCAGAUUUUUUUGCGGCGUGGGGUCAGAUGGUCCAAAAAGAACCUAAUGAUUAUAUAACUCAUCACUCUCACAAUAUUCCAAUACAAUCGAAUAUUGUGACGAUUCCAAAUAAUAUCUCUGGCCCCGUACAAUUUAUCGAUUCCGAAAAUGAUGAGUUCCAUGAAAUGUCCAAAGUAUAUAUGAAGCCCGGAAGUUAUAAAGUACCGAUUAAGCCUGCGGACCCAAUAGCUGUUUUUGUUCAAGGCGCUGCACAAGAUAUCAUAUUUGAUAAUCCAGUUCCAGUAGAUGAAAUGAUUCCUUUGAAAAUGAAAGCCCCAUUUCCUCCUGUGACUUUGGCACCGCAACCAAAGUACAACAUUGAAUCUUGGCCUUGUUUAGUGUCUAGGCGCAUGGAAGAUGUCUUUAAUGAAGAUACAAAAGUAAUAUCUCGACAUGGCUUACCUUGUAUAGACAUGAGAUCCGCUGAUUCUCUUGAUAUUCUAAGUGCUAUGACUUCAGACCGUGCUUGGGAAGCAGCUAAACAAUCCGCUCCUAAACUAAUGGACUUCAUUCAUGAAGGAUCCAACAAAUCUGACACGGCAAGAUUAUAUGACGCAUUAGGAUUAACUACUAGUGAAGAAUUUUCAGAUGACCUAAAACAAGUUCAUCUGAACAUGGUACAAGCCGAUGACUGGACUGCUGGGAUAUCACCAAAUCAUCUGACAACGAAAGAAAUGCCAAAUUUAUGGCCCCCUCAAACUGUCAAUAAAAUUGAUUCUACCUAUUCUCAGAGUCAUGAUCAAACAAUGUUUACAGAAGACAUUAUAAAAUUGCUCGAUUUUGAUUCAAAACCUCCAGUAACAGAUGAUGUAACAACGGAAUUACAUGAAAAUAAAAUUGAGCCGACUAAAGAAACACGGUGCGCAAAUUUCGAUCAAACUGGUAAUUAUGUGAGAGAUGAGAGUCAUAAGAAAUCUAGUGGACGUACAAAGGUUGCUGUUUCUGGAAUGUGGUAUCAUCCCAAAAAGAAAAAACCAUUACAGUCAAAUAUUGUUAAAAAAUUUGAGACGAUAAUAUUUAAUCUAUCACAAAUUAGCGAAGCUGCUUUCAUACAACACGAUAUGGAUAUAAAAAUGGCCCCCAGGUUUUAUGAAGUUGUAAAAUAUCCAAUGUGUUUACACGAUAUAUCUACAAAACUAAAGAACUCGUCUUACACCGAAUAUGAACAAGUGGUUCAAGACUUCCGGCGUAUAUUUAACAAUGUUCGUCUUUAUUUGAAGAACUAUCCUGAUGCAAUCAUGAAGAAAAACGUCAACAAGAUUUCUGCAGAUUUUGAAAAGUUUUUAAUUGAUGAAUUUCAAAACAAAUGGGAAUGUAAAACAAAAGCACCAGAUAGUGCUGAUUCUCACGUCAAUACCAAGAAAAAAGAAGAGAAGGAAGUGGAUGCCGACAGUUCUGAGAACAAUUAUAAAGAAGAGCAAAAUAAGAAAAAUGAUUCAAAAGUCUGUGCCACAGAUGAUAAGUGA